Messenger RNA from Staurois parvus, 362 nucleotides. Lineage: Eukaryota; Metazoa; Chordata; Amphibia; Anura; Ranidae. The record is from the annotation of a GenBank genome assembly.
UGGACACAGCGGAUCACGGAAAGAGCCGAAGAUGUCGGCGCGGUCAUGUGAUCAGCUGUGUCCAAUCACAGCUGAUCACAUGGCAGUGAUGAUCAGUGUGGCCCCAUCAGUGCCACGUGCCAGUGCCCAUCAGUGCCAUAUCAAUGCCACAUAUCAGUGCACAUCAAUGCCUCAUCUCAGUGCCCACCUGAGCUGCCUUUCAAUGUCACCCAUCAGUGCCGCCUUUCAGUGCCUAUCAGUGAUGCCUGUCAAUGCCCAUCAGUGCAACCUACCACUGCCUCCUCAUCAGUGCCACCUAUAAAGUGUCUAUCAGUGCCCAUCAGUGCAACCUACCACUGCCUCCUCAUCAGUGCCAAUCAGUG